This is a messenger RNA of Lasiodiplodia theobromae, 1719 nucleotides long. Its product is annotated as Zinc cadmium resistance protein. Gene Ontology annotation, biological process: intracellular zinc ion homeostasis; zinc ion transmembrane transport. The record is from RefSeq and is a predicted model, not a curated record. Bases 1 to 1719 code for a protein of 572 amino acids. The transcript has 4 exons. Gene Ontology annotation, cellular component: membrane. Lineage: Eukaryota; Fungi; Ascomycota; Dothideomycetes; Botryosphaeriales; Botryosphaeriaceae. Gene Ontology annotation, molecular function: zinc ion transmembrane transporter activity.
AUGGGUCUCUCCAAAACUACCCGUAUCCUCAUUCUGCUGGCGAUUGAUAGCGCUUUCUUCUUACUCGAGCUGGUCGUCGGCUAUGCCGUCCACUCGCUGGCGCUGGUGGCCGACUCCUUCCACAUGCUCAAUGACGUCCUUUCCCUUUGCGUCGGUCUCUGGGCUGUGCGAGCCGCCAAUGCAACGAACCACUCGCGACUGUUUACCUACGGCUUCCAACGAGCCGAGACCCUGGGUGCGCUGAUCAACGGCGUUUUCCUCGUCGCCCUGUGUUUGUCCAUUUUCCUCGAGGCCAUCCAGCGUUUUGUCGAGCCGCAGGAAGUCGGAAACCCCAAACUUGUUCUAAUUGUCGGAUGCUUUGGUCUGGCUUCCAACAUCCUCGGCCUAUUCCUUUUCCACGAUCACGGCCACAGCCACGGCGGACACGACCAUUCCCACGGCCACGACGAGCUUGGUGCAGCCGAGGAGGGACACAGCCAUGCCGAUCAUACCAUCGGUGCUAUUGCAGACGAGCGAGGCAAUGUUGCAGACGUUUUGCCUGAGAGCAGGAUCGGAAACUGGCCGUCCAGCCAAGGAAUGAAGCCGGCGUCCAAGACUUCGGGCGAUUUUGGAGACAAUUCGAGCGAGGCCACUGCUCGGCCUUCAUCCAGCAUGAGCCGCCAGGUUCGCCGUCACAGCCGGUCGAGGUCGAGGGGUGGUUAUGGUGGAUUUGGCGACCUGCCUGUUCACCCAGCUUCUUUCAGGAAUGAGAUUAUCAAUGCCGCGCGCCUGGAUGCUGUGGAUUCCGAGGAGUCCUCGGAUAGUGAUGGGAAUGAGAAUGGCGCUGCGGAGGACGCCGCGCCCACCGAAAACUCCCCACUCUUGCAAAAGAGUAACGGCAAGAGCUCGGCUAGGCGCAAGCCUAGCCACUCGCACGGUCACUCGCAAGACUUGCACGGAGGCCACAAACACAACCAGCCCAAGGAAACCGGCCAGAGCGGUGGCCAUGGCCAUGGUCACUCUCACGGAGAUCUCAACAUGCGCGGAGUAUUCCUCCAUGUGAUGGGUGAUGCUCUCGGAAACAUUGGUGUGAUCGCUUCCGCUCUCAUCAUCUGGCUUACGGACUUCUCGUGGCGUUUCUACUCCGAUCCUCUCAUUUCUUUGAUCAUCACUGUGAUCAUCCUCUGCUCGGCCAUUCCGCUCUGCAAGGCUGCUUCUCGUAUCUUGCUCCAGGCUGCACCGACCAGCAUCAAUGUCGAAGACAUCGAGAGCGACAUUCUCGACCUCCCUGGUAUCAUCAGCUGCCACCAUCUCCAUGUGUGGCAGCUCAGUGACACCAAGCUGGUUGCCUCUCUGCAUGUGCAGGUUGAUUAUGAUUUCCAGGGUAAGGGGUCUGCGCGCUACAUGGAGCUUGCGCGUGCAAUUCGCAAAUGCCUCCAUGCGUACGGCAUCCACUCCUCUACAAUUCAGCCUGAAUUCUGCCUCAAUGAAGGACACAACCACAACGCCUCAGACCGUAGCGACAACAGCUCUUGCGAUGGCGACCCAGGCUUCAGGAACAGCUCGCUUAACAAGAAGUUGAGCAAGACUGGAAGUCUCCGAAGCGAGCCCGAGACGUGCUUGCUCGCGUGUGGGGAUGCGUGCGGUGACAGCACCCAGUGUUGCCCUCCCAAGUCCACAGAGGGCACGCGGGACGCCUCUCCUCACAACCACGGCGAUGACAACGACCAUCGUCACUAA